GCGGGCCUUAAUUACGUCACGUCACCUCUGCUUUUUUUCCCUCAAAGACUCCGCUCUUAACGGUAGUGUGCCUCUCGGAUCCGAAAAAGACGUGUCCUUUACGAUUGAAACAGUUUAUGGGAAAUUGGUCACAAUACUGAGCACUCUUGUGCUCAUCCAACAGCAGCUGAGAGACAAGGCGUUUUUUCUUUCAGGUUUGUCAAGGCGCAGCAGCCAGUCUCUCACCCUGGACACGUUGAUCAGACAGAGCACUCCUCAAGGCGCUCAUCACUGAGGAUUACAGGAUAUAUAUCGAAUCGACGUUUCUGUUUAGUGUUAAAGAUGUUCCAGGUUUGUAGAUUAUUUUGGCAGGGACAUAUAUUUUACCAAAUGAAACAAGGAAGGUAUCUUAUAUAAGGCGAAUAAUAGAAAGGAGCGGAUAGUCGAUUUGACGUUUGCCUCUUUCAAAGGCUGCAUGUGAUAUCCGAAUCCAUCAUCAUCAACGCUAACGGUAACGUUAUAGCGGUGUUAAAACGUUAUUGAAGAUAUUGGUCGAUAGCUAACUCUCACAUUUGUGUGUUCACUACCUUGAUACUAACCAUCAAUGUGGCGAAUUUAUUGGUCUUCAGAGAAAGAUAUCAAAGAAGCUGACAGCUACUUUAACGUUAGCGGCUUCAGACAGCUCGUUUAAUUGUUAGCUACCAGCUAACGUUAGCUAGCUAAUAACGGGCUCAUUUGAAAACCAGAUCCUUCAUUUAAUAUGCAUUUAAUUGUUGCACCUUUAUCAAGUACCAUUUACUCUAGUAUGACAGUAGAGGGGACGUGGUCCUCGUAGCUGGCCAGUUAGCCAGCUCCCAUAGCUAGCUGACCGCGCCACAUUCUGAAUUUUAUAUCACCAUUAUCUGGCUAGCUAGCCGCCACUAUCAACCGAUACAUCUGCGGUCCCAUAAUAUGCCAGUUAAAGGUUUGGGGGACAACGACAUAAGUAUACUAACGUUAGCUGAGAUAUAUCGUUUUUCGAGAUGGGCAUAUGCUAUAUUCAUGUCUUUAUAUAGAAAUAGAGUAUUAGGCUACUUGAGUGGUUAAGCAGCUUAAAGUUUUUUUCACGUUAUAAGGUUAGCCAAGUUGCUGGCAGGGCUUUGCGCACACUGAAUACAGUCAGUGAGGUGUUAUUCUCCGUCACCUGAUUUUUUCCGAGCAAUUAUUUUAGUAGUUAUUCAGCACAAUGGACGAAGAUAACGGAGAUGAUGGUAUGAACGUCGGCGUGGCUGAGGAGCCCAUGCCUGGUUAUGUGGAACUCCUCACUAAAGCAUAUACCGUCAUGGCCAGUGCCUUGAAGGACUGUAGCGACUGCGGGCUGUCGCUCUCCAGAAGGACUCUGCUGGACAAUGCCUACAUUACCUGGACCGAGAUGGGACUGUUCUUUAUCUGCGCUGUUAUGUGGACGCAGAUGCGACGGGGGCUGACCGAAUGCUUAUUCAAGCCGUUUGCACAUAGUUGUUGUCUCCAGCCCAAAGACACUGCCAAGAUGCCGGAGAGUACGUGGAAGCUGGUCUUCUACACCAUGUCGUGGUCCUACAGCACCUACCUUCUCUUCUUCACCAACUACACCUUCUUUUACAACCCACCCUCAGUUUUCUACGACUGGAAGAGUGGCAUGUCAGUGCCCACAGACAUCGCCAUCGCCUAUCUGAUCCAGGGCAGCUUCUACGGGCACUCCAUAUACGCCACCGUCUACAUGGACGCCUGGAGGAAAGACUCCCCUGUCAUGGUGGUCCAUCAUGUGAUCACUCUGGCUCUCAUUACAUUCUCCUAUGCCUUCAGAUAUCACAACAUUGGGGUUCUGGUGCUCUUCCUACAUGACAUCAACGACAUUCAGCUGGAGUUCACCAAACUCAACGUCUAUUUCAAGACCCGCGGUGGGAGCUACCACCUGAUCAACGACAUCCUCUCCAACAUGGGCUCUGUAAGCUUCAGCAUAACCUGGUUUUGGUUCCGUCUGUACUGGUUCCCCCUUAAGGUUCUCUACGCCACCUGCGUAUCCAGCCUUCAGUUGGUGCCCAACAUCCCCUUCUACUUCUUCUUCAACGCUCUGCUGCUCGCCCUGCUCCUCAUGAACAUCUACUGGUUCCUGUUCAUCGUGCUGUUUGUGGUGAAGGUGUUGACGGGCCAGAUGACGGAAGUGAAUGACGUGCGAGAGUAUGAAGUAGAGGACCCCUCUCUGCUGAAGGCUGGAAAGCUCAAGAAGCAGAGCCCUGAUGCUGGCCAUCAGAACAACGUGGAAGGGAAACACAUCCAGAAUGGGAUCACCAAGGAGAAGCAUCUAUAAGGGCCUCUCUAGCACCACCUCCUGGCACAUACCUAGAAAUACAAUUAAACUAGAUCUACAUUGACUUGUGCUCCAAGUUGCUAGAUGGUUUUGCAGGAAACAAAAACACAUUUAGACAUUGAAAUGUUUUCAGUUACACUAUUCUAUUAUUGUUUUUUUUAUUAUAGCACUGUGAAUGUUAUUUCAGGUGACUUAUGUCUUAUACAUUACUUUUUGGAGAAAAAAAAAGGUGUAAGUUCUGUGAAGUUCCUCUUGUUUGGUGGGUGUAUAUAGAAAUAGUGUCAUCUCUUUCACCAAGCUGAAACAGCGGAAGAGACCUCUGUUUCUUAACCUCAACGUGUAAAACAUCCCUCAACAGUGCGGGGACUUAUAGCAUUCACAGUAACACUGGUGAAUUGUGCUUUGUCGAGACCCGAACAUAUUUAAUCUUCUUUUAAGAGCCGGUGGCUUUUAUUUUUCAUUUUUUUUAUUUGAUAGUUGAUUUUCGUUUUAAUUCCAGGAGUGACGGCUGUAUAAAGGGAAACAUUGGUGUAUUUGUAUCCUGUCUGAGAGAGAGAGAGAGAGAAAGAGAGGGAGAGGAAGACAAAGAGAAAGAGAGGGGACAAUGAGAGUGUGCAUGUUUAAAAGCUGGUUUAAUUUCCUGCAGACAUGCACUGAUGAUCCAUAUCAUUGCAUUGGUGACUCCAGACCAAAUGGACUUUUCUCAGCCUGACCUGUUGUUCUUGCGCGAGCCACAUCUUUGUAGUAAUGGUGUGCUUGAAUGUGAAAAAAAUACACGAUUUUAAGGGAAUUCUUUUUGUUUUCACUUUUUUUGUGUGGAUAAAUAGGGAUUGAUAAUGUUGCUUGCAUUCCUGUCUGGGGAAAAUGUGGCGUCACAUUUUCUGAUUUUAUAGCAUCUGUUGUUGCACUGAAAUGAAGGCAUACAAGCUGACCACUGAUUACGUAUGAUCUGACAUAGCAGGAAUUGAUUGAAUGGGUUGCAUAAUCUAUUCCAAAGGAAAUUUGGAUGGUUCUUCUUUUUCUUUGAAAAACCGUGAAUAACAGAAACCAAUUGACAUGACUAGCCCUUGAACUUUGUGUAAAUCCUUUGGCAAAUACAAAUAUAUAUGCACAUAUGGUAUUCUGGAAAUGCAUGAUAUUGGAAUGGCUCCAAGUAUGUUAUGAAGUAGUCCUAUGACAAAAGAUAAAUGAAAACUAUUUAAAUGUACCUAAUCGACAUGCGACGUCACUCAAGAGCAGAGACCACAGUCAUACAUACAAAGAAAAUCUACUUGCCUACAUACUGUUUUGAAUGUUUUCAUGAGUUUAAAUGUGUGUGUUUGCACCGUGCUGAGACCAAGUGCUGUCAUUUUGAUCAAAUCCAUGCUACUGUUUUUUAUCUCUCGUCAUGAUGGACAGCAUGCUUGUGCUGGAACAGGCCACAGAUGCCAGUAGAGAAAGGAGUCCAACAUCCAUGGACGUGUCUUCCAUUCUCCGGACUAGCCACUCCACUAGUCUGCUGGGGAAACUAGCUUUCCAAUUUUUGUCAUUUUGGACAUUGUUAUGAUCUGAGUCGCUGCUGUUUUUUUUUUUUCUCUCUCUGAGAACACUGUGUGUAGAUGUCUUGUCCUUCUCCUGUUGUAUGCAUUGGUUAACUGUUUGUACAGAUGAGGUGCCCUUUGUCUACCAUGGUACUGUCCACAGUGUGCACUUUCUUUGGUCUCUGCCCGUCUCCUCAUGGACCGUCAUACGAACACACCACGAGGGAGCUAAACAGUCUUGCAGUGGGCAAUUGACAAUAUUGCAUCAAUUCUAAUAGUAAAUUAUCAGUCGAUUUUGAAAACUUUUUGGGUUGUAGAACUCUUUUUUUUUUUUGCAGAUUUGGCCGAUUUAAUUUUCUGGCAUUGGAGCACGAAUUCAUCCAGGUUUGGGUUAAAAAUGUGGACCUGACUUUGCUUACAAAGUCUGAUUCUAUGCAUUUUAUUUGAUGGUGUAGUAUGUAUCUUUCGAGAAUGUGCCAAAUAUGAACUUGUGAACCACUGAGAAGUGUUAUGACAGAAACCUGGGAAGAAACAAGGAGAUUGGGGCUGCCCCCCAGGUGUUUCUUACAAAUUGCACUGUAAUUUAUUACUAUUAUUUUUAUUGUUCAUUAGGAAAUAGGGAAGAUACUGGGGGAUUUUCAUGAACUAGUUUCAUAUGACUUGGAUCAAAUGAAGUAUUAAAUAUUGUGUUUUAACUUUUUUUUUUUUUAAACUUGGACCAGACACUUGUACUCGAGGAUCCAUAUCUGCCCUUUUCCCCCGUAACAUCAUGAUCUGACCACUUUCUAAAAUUUGACCACUUGGGUAUGACAGGUACUUUCUCUUUUGUAAUGAAACAGUUUUAAUAAUUCCAUUGAACCAGUGUUAUUGUAUUGUUUUCCCAUUCAAUUAAAAACGUCUGAGGAAAAAAAAAA
This is a messenger RNA of Clupea harengus (Atlantic herring), 4742 nucleotides long. It is a transcript of the gene cers1, whose product is annotated as ceramide synthase 1. Gene Ontology annotation, cellular component: membrane. Gene Ontology annotation, biological process: ceramide biosynthetic process. The record is from RefSeq and is a predicted model, not a curated record. NCBI's taxonomy places the organism in Eukaryota, Metazoa, Chordata, Actinopteri, Clupeiformes, Clupeidae. Gene Ontology annotation, molecular function: sphingosine N-acyltransferase activity.